UUCACUGAUCUUCAGAUCGUCGCUCUGUUCGCCGCGUUCUGGGCCUCACUACACACGAUUGGUCACUGCGUAAACUUCUACCACGUGGCCACUCAGAGUCAAGAAGGACUCCAUUGCCUAUUCCAAGAGGCGGUCUUCGGGUCUAAUUUCCUUCCAUCAAUCAGCUAUUGGUUCUACGGAACGAUCACCGGUCUGACUGGGAUACUGCUUGUCGCUGUGAUGUCAAUCAUCUACGUGUUUGCCCUUCCGUGCUUCAUGAAGAGGGCAUAUCAUGCAUUCCGCCUGACCCAUCUGCUCAAUGUCGCCUUCUACGCGUUGACUGUGCUACAUGGGCUGCCGAAAUUGCUCGAUUCACCGAAGUUCUGGUACUACGCGAUCGGUCCGGUGAUAAUUUUCAUAAUCGAUCGAAUCAUGGGAAUGCGUCAAGAGUACAAGAAACUCAAAAUCCUCAACGCUGAACUAUUGCCAUCAGAUAUCAUCUAUCUACAGUUCAAACGACCGCUGUCGUUCUCGUUCCGUUCUGGUCAAUGGGUUCGCAUUUCGUCGCCGGCUUUCUCCUGUGCAUUCAAUGAGUGUCACGCCUUUUCCCUCGCUUCUGCACCUCAGUCUCCUACACUUGAGCUAUACAUCAAGGCUGUGGGCCCGUGGACAUGGAAGAUGAGAUCGGAAAUUAUUCGAGCACAAGCUAGCGGUUCGCCUUAUCCACUUGUGCAUAUGAAUGGUCCUUACGGCGACGGAAUAACAGGUACUCCUUUGACAAAAUUUUGGCAAACUCUAGUGUACUUCCUCUGGAUCUGUCCUACACACAAAAACUACGAAUGGUUCGUGGACGUGUUGAAAGACGUUGAGGAAGCUGGAUCAAAACAAUCUGCUGGAGACGCACAUCUUCGUCACGCAGUUCUUCCACAAAUUCGAUCUGAGAACCACCAUGCUCAUCACUAUAAGGUACUUGGUCGCAUGCAGUACAUCUGCGAGAAGCACUUCCGUGGUGAUCAUCAGGGCAAGUCGAUGUUCACCGGCCUUCGAGCACACAAUCAUUUCGGUCGUCCAAACUUCGACGCCUUCUUCUCUCACAUACAAAGUGUUCAUAGUGAUAUGCCCGAUAUCGGAGUGUUCAGUUGCGGUCCAUCGCAGCUCAACGACCAGAUCAGCUCUGCCUGUGCUCGGGGCAAUCGAGCACGAGAUGCGCCAUCAUUUAUACACAAAUUCGAGACUUUCUAA
Ostertagia ostertagi is the source of this 1221-nucleotide messenger RNA. The record is from the annotation of a GenBank genome assembly. NCBI's taxonomy places the organism in Eukaryota, Metazoa, Nematoda, Chromadorea, Rhabditida, Trichostrongylidae.